Postia placenta MAD-698-R-SB12 is the source of this 849-nucleotide messenger RNA. RefSeq lists its product as hypothetical. Lineage: Eukaryota; Fungi; Basidiomycota; Agaricomycetes; Polyporales; Adustoporiaceae. The coding region runs from base 1 to 849 and encodes 282 amino acids. The record is from RefSeq and is a predicted model, not a curated record. The transcript is spliced from 6 exons.
AUGUCCUUCUCUCAGCGUGUUCAUGUACAGCCAGUUCCGUCUUCGACCAUCGGGUUGCCUGUCUCAUUCGUCGCCGGUCCAUUGGCUGGCAUGACACUUCGUGCUGAGCUGGAAGAAGUACAAUCAGCAAAGAUGGGUCGCAAAUAUGGGCACAAGGAUCGUAGGGCACUCGAUCCCCCGCCCGUUGUGCUCAUGAAACUGUACCGGAGAGUGGGAUACGGUAUCAACGCUCGGGCAGAAGAGGAAAUUUUAGAUUAUGGUUCCUUCAACAAUGUUGGCCUCGUAUGUCAAGCCGAUCUUUUUCCGAUCCCUGAGACUAUCAGCGCAGGCAUCCCUGCUGGUCAAGGAACGUCACCAGUGUUGAAUCCCCACCAGCACGUGAUCCUGCCUCCGGUGUACAAUCGUUCUCCUGCUCCAUAUGCAUCGAGCCACAGCUUCCCAGAAAGUCUCCCUCGGUCUGACGUGGUAGCGUACUAUGGAGGUCAUGCACUGUCAGAGAGUUCAAAAUGUACUCAACUCCUCGCGGGCACGAUCACUGUUGCUGCGAUUUGUAUUGACUACAAGGGGAAGAAGUCCCUGAUGUUCAUAUUCUCGGAUUUAGCAGUCAGGUCCGAGGGGACAUACAUGCUACGGUACUCGGCAUACGACAUUUUCUCCCAUGUCCGGCAUACUCAGGGACAUCCUGCGCUUGCUCAGUGCUUCGGAGGCCCCUUCCAUAUAUACUCCACGAAAGACUUUCCAGGUCUUCACGCUUCUACUGAUCUAACGAAGCAUCUUUCGUUCUACGGGAUGCGGCUGCAUGCACGAGAACAUCAACGCGAAGGAAAGAAACGCAAGGCAGACGAUUAA